GUCACUUGAUCUUCGCCGACAAGCUGGUCACGCAUUUAUUACAUUUAUUAUGUAGUGUGCGUAUUAAAUAAAGAUAGAAAUGUCUCAAAGAGAAAGAAAUCCUAUUUGGCAGUUUUUUGAAAAGAGCACAAAUGAUUUAUCUAAGGCAGUUUGCAAAAUCUGCAAAAAGUCGCUCUCAUUAGGAAGUCAAGAACCCAAAAAACAAACACUAUAUGGAGUGAAGCAGCAUUUAAGUAAGUUCCAUGGCACAGAACACAGACAAGUUUUAAAGCGGCAGUCUGAAUUAGAGAACAUAAAAAAUGAACUAAACAUUAUUGGGAGAAUAUGUAGGUGUUAUCCUAAUCAGUGCUGCCAGUGGUGUAUCAAGUUUAGGGUAAUAUAUUAA
Messenger RNA from Acanthoscelides obtectus, 385 nucleotides. The record is from the annotation of a GenBank genome assembly. NCBI's taxonomy places the organism in Eukaryota, Metazoa, Arthropoda, Insecta, Coleoptera, Chrysomelidae.